Messenger RNA from Pistacia vera, 2122 nucleotides. RefSeq names its product transcription termination factor MTEF18, mitochondrial-like. Gene Ontology annotation, cellular component: chloroplast. Gene Ontology annotation, molecular function: double-stranded DNA binding. The record is from RefSeq and is a predicted model, not a curated record. Lineage: Eukaryota; Viridiplantae; Streptophyta; Magnoliopsida; Sapindales; Anacardiaceae. Gene Ontology annotation, biological process: regulation of DNA-templated transcription; chloroplast organization. The transcript has 2 exons. The coding region runs from base 61 to 1722 and encodes 553 amino acids.
CCUCCGUGUAAAAAGCCCCAAAAUCUAACGAAAGCCGAAACCCUAAACCUCGUUACAACAAUGCCCAUCUCUAAAUCUGCAUACACAAUCUUUUCCCGCCAUUUGAGUUCACUGCCAAAGCUUCCAAGAAUCCCAUUUAAGUACAAGCAACGAGCCAUCGAAGAAGCGCAACAAGCAGUUACCGACUAUCUCCACUACACAAAGUCCAUACCUUUCGCUUACGCAGAUCACAUUAGCCGAAAUUCUUUAUACAAUCUAUUCAAUCUCAUUUCAAAUGUCGGCGUUCCUUAUAAAACUUCUAAUUUCUCUAAGUCCAUCGUUAGAUUCCUCAGGUACCACCCUAUUAACGAAUUUGAGUUUUUCUUUGAAAGUAUUGGGAUACAUUACAGUGAAGUAAGUAAAUUUUUGCCUGCUAAUAAGUUUUUCUUUUCGGAGGAUGGGAGUGUAUUCAGUGCUGCUUGUGCGCUUUCGGGUUUUGGGUUUCCUUGGAAUAUGUUGGGGAGGUUGUAUAAAGAAGAAGUUUUGAUUUUUAGUAAGAGUUGCGAAGAAAUAACGUCAAAGCUUUGUGGGUUUAAAAAUGAUUAUGGGUUCAGUAAUGAUACUGUGAUUGGUGUGUGUUUCGCUUUUCCUCAUGUGUUGUUGGUUGAGGAUGAUGAAUUGUUUGAUGAUUUGAAAAGGGUUUUUGUGGAUUUUGAUUUAGUGAGCUGCGCAGAGGGAUAUGUGGAUUCUUGGUACGAAAUUUGUAGGAAGAUUCGCUUGUUUUAUGAUUUGGGUUGUGAGAAGGGGACGUUAGGUGAAUUGGUGGGUGAGAAUAAAAGAAUAUUUGUUGAUUAUUCAGAAGAGGUAUUGGCUCAAAAGGUGGAGUUCUUUUGUAGAUUUGGGGUAAGGAACGUGGAUGUAGCCUUGUUGCUUCUUAAGUGCCCAGAGAUCCUGAGUUUUGAUUUGGAGACAAGAGUGAUUUCUGUGGAGGGAUUAUUCAGACAUUUUGGAUUGAGUGCCAAGGAAACGAAAUCUAUAUCUGAAAAGUACCCAUAUAUAUUGGGAAGAAAUAAAUUGGCUAAUUUGCCUCAUGUGAUGAGGGCGGCAAAUCUUCAAGAUUGGUUCAUUGACAAGAUCAGGAAUGGAAAUCAUCAACUGUUAGGGAAUUAUGCCUUAAGCAACUCUAACGAAGAUUUCGAUCAAGAAUUUAGGGAUGGCUUGGAGAGGAUCCAAUCUUCAAAACUUCGUCUUCAUACAAUGAAGAAGUUAACAUUCUUGCAUGGAAUUGGUUAUGGAGAAAAUGCUUUCACUAUGAAGACAUUAGCUCACUUGCAUGGCACCAGUAGUGAGUUGCAAGAGCGAUUUGAUUGCCUUCUCCAUUGUGGGAUUGAAUUCUCGAAGGUCUGUAGGAUGAUAAGAUUGACUCCAAAGGUUAUGAACCAGAGUCCAGAAACUAUAGAGCAGAAGGUGAACUUCCUGUGCCAGGACAUGGGUGCUUCUUUGGAUUACCUUGAUAUGUUCCCAACAUUUUUGUGUUUUGACUUAGAGUACAGGAUUAAGCCCAGGUACAGAUUCCACAUGUGGCUUACAGAUAAAGGUUUGUCUACCAUAAAUUACUCCAUUGCGAGCAUGGUUGCUACUAGUGAAAAGAGUUUCAUAACUCGCAUUCAUGGAAUUCACCCAGCUGCUCCAAAACUGUGGUUGGAGUCUUUCUUGUGCAAAAGAACUAGUAAUAAUUGCUAGAAGGCAUUUUUUUCAAUGAUGAAGUACAGUAAAUAUGACUGAGUUACUCUACAGUUUCCUGGAGAUUUUACUUAUCAUCCAGAAAUUAUUAUUCAAUUUUCUUGGAAAGUUCUGUAAAUUGGUAUCUGACAUGCGACAAUAGCAUUACCCAUUUUUCGCAGGUCCUUGUUUUAAACCACUAAGAUGAUAUUGAAGCUGCAGACUAUGUUGUUCGCAUCGCCUUAAUAUAGCUUCCAAAGCCGGCUUACAAGUCAUAUCGCAAUUUGAUGAGCGUCCAUUGUAUGUAUUGAGCAACUUCUAAUUACCGCAUUUUAUACUGGUAUUUGAUUCUAUUUGUUUACGAUGAAUUCUUUUUAUUGGAGAAAAGAAAAAGAAAAAGCCAAAUAGAUUGGCGCUCUCA